ACUCAGCGAGUUGUCACUGAAACGGAUGUUGUUAAGCAUUGUGGUCAAUACUCGUCCGCCAGUCGAAGGCGCAGCGCGUACGGAGAAGGCCGCCGCAAAACAAACCGAUGCUCGCCACCCGAAACCGGCGUGGCUCUCAGCAAACAACACUAUCGCGAACUCGUUACUACACGAUUAAUGAUAAAAACGAAAACAUUACCCGGAAGACGUGCAGUUACUGACAUCGGUCGCACCUCGGCAACGCUUCUCGCUUGUUGUGAUUCGCAUAAACAAUACAGUGACAUUACGUGUGUUAAUCAAAAUAGAUAAAGAUUGUGCGAUUACAUUUAUUUUGGGCAAAUUAAAUCACCUGCAGGCUAAUGUGGGAGUUUAUCAACAACGCCACGACGCUAUCGAGGCCUCGUGUUGGUUGUUGCUGUCAGUACUAGAUUAUAGCAAGUGGCAAUACAUCGUCACGUGGCUGACGGAAGAUGCCGGUAUUUGGCUACGAGAAUAUGUCUACUCAGGAUAUGGGUAUAAUGGGUUUCUCUGGAGCACCUCAAUUCAUGACACCCGCGCAGCAGUUCCACAGUUGGGACAAGCCCCCGACGACUUCUUACCCUGGAUAUUCACAAAGGAGCCCACAGGAAACGACGGACGUUCCGAUGCCACAGAGUGGAGAAGACAGUGACAUCCAACUGGAAACGAGUAGUAGUGAAGCCAGCGCAGGAAGUUCAGUGUCGCUGUCCCAACACUGCGCGAUAUGCGGGGACCGGGCGACCGGCAAGCACUAUGGUGCGUCGUCAUGCGACGGCUGCAAAGGAUUCUUCAGACGGAGCGUCAGAAAAAACCACCUAUACACCUGCAGAUUCAACAGAAAUUGUGUAGUAGAUAAGGACAAAAGAAAUCAAUGCAGAUAUUGUAGGCUAAGGAAAUGCUUCAAGGCCGGCAUGAAAAAAGAAGCUGUUCAAAACGAAAGAGACCGUAUCAAUUGCAGAAGGCCGUCAUACGAAGAGCCCUCACAAGCCAAUGGUCUGUCCGUGGUGUCACUCCUCAACGCUGAGCUUCUAAGCAGAAAAGUUGUCGAUGAGACGAUAAACGUCGGUGAGGCUGAGAUCAACAAUCGAAAACUGGCGAAGAUCAAUGACGUGUGCGAGUCUAUCAAACAGCAGCUGUUAAUUCUUGUUGAAUGGGCGAAAUACAUACCCGCCUUUACAGAGCUCCACUUGGAUGAUCAGGUGGCGCUGCUGCGUGCCCAUGCUGGCGAACACCUGCUGCUGGGAUGCGCGCGUCGCUCACUGCACAUCAAGGAUGUACUAUUGUUGGGGAACAACUGCAUCAUCACCAAACACAAUAUAGACGGUCGUAUGGACAUCGAUAUUAGCAUGAUCGGCGUGCGUGUUAUGGACGAGAUCGUGAAGCCCCUGCGGGAGAUAGACAUCGACGACACUGAGUUCGCCUGCCUCAAGGCCAUCGUGUUCUUCGAUCCCAAUGCCAAAGGACUGUCACAACCACAAAAGAUCAAGCAGCUACGUUACCAAAUACAAAUCAACUUGGAGGAUUACAUAAGUGACCGUCAGUACGACGGGCGCGGCCGCUUCGGCGAGCUUCUGCUGUGUCUGCCGCCGCUACAGAGCAUCACGUGGCAGAUGAUCGAGCAGAUACAAUUCGCCAAGUUGUUCGGAGUCGCACACGUCGACAGUCUACUACAAGAGAUGCUGCUCGGUGGAGCAUCCACAGACGCAAACGCAGAAGAACAGCCCGCAGAAAUGGCGGCCGGUGGGUCCCCUAUGUCAGCGUCGUCGCCUCCACUAGUACCACAACUGCCGCUUCCGGAGCCCGCCUUCCUUGAGCCCGUACCCUUCAAGCAGGAGCCCAACAUGAGUCCCGAUCCCCCAACAGCAAUGAAGAGCGCCGAAUUUAUGUCGUUAUAGUGAAAACAAAGUGACUCAAAACUGUAAUACAUCGGAUUAAUCAACUUUGCGUCCAAAUAUUUAAUAGUAUUAAAAUCAUUUUGUAGCAAAUACAUAUCAGACUAUAGACUGUUUUUAUUCUUCACCAAUUAAAAAUAUAUGAACUAUAUUAACAAUUUCGAAUACUUAAAGAUAAUUUGUUCAUUGACAAAUGACUAUGUUGUAUGCCAUAAUUCCUUAGCAUUUUUGUACCACAUGUAGUACUAGAAAGUAAUUCCAAGUCGUUUCUAAUUUCAAGUUGAAUAUGUUUUGUAUAUUUGUUGUUAUGUAUAAUGAAAAAACUUGUCUUGUAUUGUUCACCGUUUUUAUAGAGGAACAAUGUUUACUGAGGUGCCUAUAUUGGAAAGAUAUUUAUAUAUAUGUACGUAGGUGUAGGUAUAAAUUUGCCAAUUUUACAGUUAUUUAUACAAUGUUAGAAGUAAGUUUUUUAGGAAACUCUUUUUGUAAGUGCAAUGCAAUCACUUCCUGUGGCUGUGUAAAAAGGAAAUCAUGUUUUAGAAAACAUAUCAUUUGCCAACCCAAGAAAUGUAAUGACUUAUUUGUAAUAGAGAAACUAUUUCUAUUGAAUAUGUAAUCAUAAUGAAUAUUUUGUUUGUAAAUAGAUAUAUACACAUAAAUUAUUUUGUCAUUUCUUAAAUUGGGUUUAAUGGUGGUCUUAGAAUUUCGUAGUAGACUAAGUCUCGAAAUUUAGUUACCAAUAGAAAAACGAAUUGCUAUCGUUUUGUAAGGUAUAUUUUUUAUUCAUACGUUUUCGUAUAUUCGAUAUGUAAAAUUUUGGGCAUUUAUCCAAAUUCC
Molecule: messenger RNA, 2747 nt
Organism: Achroia grisella
Lineage: Eukaryota; Metazoa; Arthropoda; Insecta; Lepidoptera; Pyralidae
Gene: Hnf4
Product: transcription factor HNF-4 homolog
Exons: 10
Coding region: 471-1913 (480 amino acids)
Biological process (GO): anatomical structure development; cell differentiation; regulation of transcription by RNA polymerase II
Cellular component (GO): nucleus
Molecular function (GO): nuclear receptor activity; nuclear steroid receptor activity; RNA polymerase II cis-regulatory region sequence-specific DNA binding
Source: RefSeq, a predicted model, not a curated record